Gasterosteus aculeatus aculeatus (three-spined stickleback) is the source of this 2733-nucleotide messenger RNA. The record is from RefSeq and is a predicted model, not a curated record. NCBI's taxonomy places the organism in Eukaryota, Metazoa, Chordata, Actinopteri, Perciformes, Gasterosteidae.
CAGCAACCCGUGCAGAGUCUCCCCUGAACCGCCGAACAGAAAAUGACUCGGGCGAAUGGAACCGGAGGGACGAGCGACGGCUUCAUCCCCGUCCCGGAGGCGGCCUUGGUGCACCGCGAGCCGGCCGGCGGCGCGGAAAAGGCCCGGGAGGCCGAAGACCGGGUGUCCGAGCACGGGUCGCGGCGGGGCGAACUGGUAGACUUGCCGGGCGCGGCCCCGGACGGCGGCUGGGGCUGGGUGGUGCUGGCCGCCACCAUCGUGGUCCUGGCCCUGACCCUGGCGUUCCCGUCCUGCGUGGGGAUCUUCUACACCGACCUGCAGAACGAGUUCCACGCCUCCAACAGCGAGACCUCCUGGGUGCCCUCCAUCAUGACCUCAGUGCUGCACGCGGGAGGUCCCAUUUGUAGCGUGCUGGUGGAGAGACUCGGUUGCCGGGCGACAGUCAUGUUGGGCGGCGUCCUGAGCGGUGUAGGAAUGGCUGCCAGUUCGUUUACCCAGUCCAUCGAGCAGCUGUACGUCACCACCGGGGUUAUUACAGGUCUCGGCUUUUGCUUCAGCUUCCAGCCCGCCGUGACCAUCCUCGGCCACUACUUUGUGCGCCGCCGCGCCUUCGCCAACGCCUUGUCCUCCACGGGCACGGCGCUGGGACUGUGCACUCUGCCCAUCCUGGGCAACUACCUCCACACGGAGCUGGGCUGGAGGGGGAGCUUCCUCGUCUUGGGCGCCGUGCUGCUGAACUGCUGCGUGUGUGGCGCGGUGAUGAGGCCCCUGAGGGCCCCCGCGCGCCGCAGCCCGCCGCUGUUCAUGAACAGCGGCCCGCUGCCCCCCGAGGAGGAGGGCGCCAGGAAGGGGCGUGGGAGGACGCGGCGGGUGCUGAGCUGCGUGGCGGCUUCGCUGAGCAAACACAUGGCCUUCGACCAGCUGCUGCACAACCCACGUUACUGCGCGUACGCCGCGGGCAUCACCUGGAUGAUGCUUGGCUUCGUGGUGCCCUUGAUUUACCUGGUGCCCUACGCCACGGCCUACGGCAUGGAGCAGAGCCGCGCCGCGCUGCUGCUCUCCAUCCUGGGUCUGGUGAACAUCGUGGUGCGGCCGCCCUUCGGCGUUAUCUUCGGCAUGCCCUGGUUCAAGGGGCGACACAUCUACGUCUUCGCCUGGGCGCUGCUGGUCAACGGGCUCAGCAACGGCAUCUGCUGCGUCGGGCCCGGCUUCCCCGUCCUGCUGGUGUACGUGAUCGUCUACGGCCUCUCCAUGAGCGUGGUGGGCUCCUUGAUGUUCACCGUCCUCAUGGAUGUGGUGGAGAUGAGCCGCUUCCCCUCGGCGCUGGGCCUGCUCGCCAUCAUGGAGAGCGUCACGCUGCUCAUCGGGCCUCCAUUGGCAGGAGUCCUGAUUGACUGGACGGGACAGUACUUCUACGUCUUCUUCGCCUCCAGUGCCGUCGUUGCCUCCUCCGCCGUGUUCCUCAUGGUGGCCUUCUACUGGCUGGACACCAAGGAGAGGAAGUUGUCAGGGCAGAGUCCACCAUCCACGCCACCUGGGUCGGCCAGGCCCUCCGUGGACUUGGCCCCCGGCUGUGGGUACAGCAGCGUCCCCACGGAGGGGGACAAAGACAAGGCCUUGUUCAACGGGGCGGAGAACGUCACCGGCGUCUAAAAGCCGCUCGCACCGUGCAGAUUUGCGCCAGACGCCACGAGGUUUACUUGUUUUCCACGCGGGGGAUUGUUUGCGCUGUCUGACCGUAAAAGUCAGAUUCUACAUACCAAAAUGAUCAGAUGUGCACUUACAGCUACGACGCGAUUGUACUAUUUAUUGCCAAAAUGCUGCCGAUCUUAUCGCUGUGAUUACACAUCAAGCCAAGUUACACACGUGCUCCUUUCGUUGGAGCAAUCACUCAAUCAUAUUUUACGUAAGCUUUAAAGAUGAGAGCUACUACGAGAUGAGAGCUCGUAGUAGAGGUUAAGUUCUUAAAGUCUUUAAGAGAUAAAGUAUACGUCUGGUUUCCAUAUUUUUCAUACGUGCAAACCUUUAAAUUUGACUUCACACAAAUUUAUGUGGGAUGUUUGCCUUUUGAAAGUUGAACAGAGACGUGCAAGACUGAGUCUUUAAAACCAGGAAAAUAUAGAACAGCUCCAGACGUAUCCUUUAAAAUAUCAAUAACUAAAGACGUUUUACAUUAAGCUUUUAGGCUACUCUGUGAGAGUAGAAAUAGGAAAUUACAUUGUCAUCUUUAAUAUCUUUCAAAGUAGAAACAUGUAUUUUAUAUGUAUGAUUGCAAUAGAUGUUUGAAUCUGUUUUGUUUUCACUGUACACCAUGAAUAUCCAUACUUACUCUAAGCAGCGAUUUGUCCCUUUUAUUUUGUUGUAUUUGGUGGUUCUCACGUUCAUCCUCUGUAAUCGAACAGUGCCUUUCUGUACAACCGGUGCAUUUGAAACCCUUUUCGGGGAGGUAGAAGCAGAUGAUUGUCUAUGUUGCCAGCAGCACUGAGAUGUUUAUGAUACUGCACCUGAGUUUAUCUUCAGUCCCAAUCAGAGGUUUCUCACAGCCUUAUCUUCUGAUUAACAAAAAGUGCAAUGGUUUUAUGUCAGAAAUAAAGUAAAUAAAGUAGCUGCAAUGAGAAGAUUUGUUAGUAAUUUUUAGCGGUUUGUCUUGCUUUGGGCCAAAUUAAACUUUCUUAAAGUCUUUAUUUUUGUGUUAUGGUCGGGGGAAAAUAAAUGUUUGAAUAUCAAAGUAAA